This is a messenger RNA of Lottia gigantea (owl limpet), 513 nucleotides long. RefSeq lists its product as hypothetical. The record is from RefSeq and is a predicted model, not a curated record. Bases 1 to 513 code for a protein of 170 amino acids. NCBI's taxonomy places the organism in Eukaryota, Metazoa, Mollusca, Gastropoda, Lottiidae. The transcript has 5 exons.
AUGGCGUCCGGGCUUCUAGAAGAAAGUCUCCGGGAUUUACAUGCAAAUUUAAAAGAUGGGGGACAAUCGGAGCUUGAUCAAAUUGAUAGUAUUGUGCCCACACUUUCACAGAUAUGUCUGCACGAGAUUACUGAAAAGGAUAUAGAUUACUGCAGUUCAGUUUUGUUUGACAAGGAAAUUGGUGUUACCACUUUUCUUCAAAAGAUUUCUAAGAAGAAUGAGUACCAAGGAUCUAAUGCCAAGUAUGGUUUGCUGGAAUUGUUAUCAGAUUUUAUUCAUAAAGUUGGAAAAAAGGCUUUACCAUAUCUGGUCGAAAUCAAGGAAGCUAGCUUAUCUAAUUAUAUGACAGAUAGAUUUACUAAGAUUAAAUCUUCAGCUUUACCAGUAUUGAUUAAGGUUUUAGAACUCUCAGUUGGUUCCAACAUGGGAGAAGAUUUGAAAAUUCAGAAAUUCAUUGAGAAGUUUUUCAUGGAAUUAACCAAAGCGUCUAAAUUAACUGCAACAGGCAAGUGA